This is a messenger RNA of Zingiber officinale, 2518 nucleotides long. RefSeq names its product probable pre-mRNA-splicing factor ATP-dependent RNA helicase DEAH9. Gene Ontology annotation, molecular function: ATP hydrolysis activity; RNA binding. The record is from RefSeq and is a predicted model, not a curated record. Bases 23 to 2122 code for a protein of 699 amino acids. Gene Ontology annotation, cellular component: intracellular anatomical structure. The transcript is spliced from 23 exons. Lineage: Eukaryota; Viridiplantae; Streptophyta; Magnoliopsida; Zingiberales; Zingiberaceae.
CCUCGUGCACUCGGGGCUGCAAAUGGCUCAGUUCUGGCGACCCGGUUCGGCGCGGCCCCGAGCAAGCCUCAUCGACGACGAAGAGGGCGGUGUUCUCUUCCUCUCUUCUCCGGCUCCCUCCUCGUCGUCCGGGUUCGGGUAUUCGAGCUUGGAACGGCAGCGGCAGAGACUGCCCGUGUUCAAGUACCGCGAUGCCAUUCUUUACUUGGUGGAGAAUCACGCCACCACCAUCAUCGUCGGCGAGACCGGGAGCGGGAAGACUACUCAGAUUCCCCAGUAUCUUAAAGAGGCAGGCUGGGCUGAAGGUGGUCGAGUAAUUGCUUGCACUCAACCUAGACGAUUGGCUGUGCAGUCAGUUGCAUCACGAGUUGCUGAAGAGAUGGGUGUCAAAAUUGGAGAAGAGGUUGGAUAUACCAUUCGGUUUGAAGACCAGACAAAUCCUGGUGUGACUAUGAUAAAGUUUCUCACUGAUGGGGUACUGAUUAGAGAAAUGAUGGAUGAUCCACUAUUAACUAAGUAUAGUGUCAUCAUGGUAGAUGAAGCUCAUGAGAGAUCUAUAUCAACUGAUAUGUUAUUAGGCCUCUUGAAAAAGAUCCAACGACGGCGACCUGAAUUGCGCCUAAUCAUAUCAUCUGCAACAAUUGAAGCGAAGUCCAUGUCCAACUUUUUCCAAAAUAGAAAGAAGGUUCUUGAGCAUUUUGCCAUGGAUAGUGUCCCUAAUCAGCUUCCUGCCAUUGUUUCUGUUGAGGGUAAAGGGUAUACAGUGGACAUUUAUUAUGUUGAAGAGCCGGUGUCUGACUAUUUGCAAACUACUGUUGAUACUGUCUUGUUAAUCAAUGAAAAGGAGUCGCCUGGAGAUAUUCUGGUUUUCCUUACAGGUCAAGAUGACAUUGAUGCCGCUGUAAAGUUAUUGACUGAUGCUACCCAUGAUGAUAAAAAACGCUCAUCAGGGUUGUUGAUUUUGCCACUAUUUUCGGGGCUUUCACGUGUUGACCAGGACCUUGUUUUUGCUCCUACUCCGAGGGGGAAAAGGAAAGUUGUUAUAUCAACUAAUAUUGCAGAGACUUCAUUGACUCUAGAGGGUGUUGUAUACGUUGUGGAUAGUGGAUUCUCUAAGCAACGAUUUUACAAUCCGGUUUCUGACAUUGAGAGCUUGGUGGUGGCACCAAUAUCUAAAGCUUCUGCACGGCAGAGAGCAGGUCGAGCUGGAAGAGUACGACCUGGAAAAUGCUUUAGGCUAUAUACAGAAGAUUACUUUUUGAAGGAAAUGGCUGCGGAUGGAAUUCCAGAAAUGCAAAGGUCAAACCUAGUCUCUUGUGUGAUACAGUUAAAGGCAUUGGGCAUAGAUAAUAUAUUGGGCUUUGAUUGGCUAGCUUCUCCACCACCAGAGGCCAUGGUGCGGGCUCUUGAAGUUUUAUACUCUCUCAGUAUUGUUGAUGAUGAUGUCAAACUCACAUCACCAAUUGGUUAUCAGAUAGCUGAGGUUCCAAUGGAUCCUAUGGUAUCCAAAAUGGUAUUAUCAGCAUGUGACUUGGGUUGUUCUGAGGAGAUGACAACUAUAGCUGCUUCUCUUUCUGUUCAGUCCAUUUGGGUUUCUGGGAGGGGAGCGCAGAAAGCAUCUGACGAAGUGAAGCUACGUUUUGCUGCUGCAGAGGGAGAUCAUAUUACAUUUCUUAAUGUCUAUAAAGGAUUCAUUAACUCAGGAAAAUCAUCACAGUGGUGUUACAAAAACUAUGUUAACUACCACGCUAUGAAGAAGGUUGUGGAUGUCAAGGAACAACUCUGCCGCUUGUUGAGACGAUUUGGUUUAGCGCUCAAAUCAUGCGAGCAAGAUACACAGAUUCUAAGAAAAGCCAUAAUUGCCGGGUUCUUUGCAAAUUCAUGCUACAUGGAGGAAUACAGCCACAAUGGAUUGUACAAGACAAUUAGAAGUUCUCAAGAAGUAUACAUUCAUCCUUCCUCUGUACUGUUCAGGGUUAACCCUAAGUGGGUGGUCUAUCAUUCCCUUGUGUCAACCGACAAGCAUUAUAUGCGCAAUGUUAUUGCAAUUGAUCCAUCCUGGCUUAUUGAAGCUGCACCACAUUUCUACCAGACGCGUUCACCAAACCUUGCCCUUUACUGAUAGUAAGACGAUAAGCUUUUUGGAUCUUGUGAAGCCGAGAUGCAACAAACAGACAUGAGAGACAUGCGAUGAAACCAAUCAGAAAUCUUUGGGGCAUUAGUUGUUUAAAGUUCCAACUGUAGUUUCAAUGAUACCACUCUAUCAAGGAAAUGAAGGCUUAGCUAAAAUUGUGUACCAUGAGAAAGCGAAGUCAUCUCCCCACAGAAUGAAAAGAAAGAAGAGAGAGAGAAGAUACAUAUUGAUAACUUUUAUACAUACAAGUAUAUUUUGCAUGUAUAUUUGACGGUUUUUUUUAUUUAGAUGCCUUUUUUCACAUUUGAAUAUAACUAGUUGUCACCGUGAAUUUUCUUGUAAUACAUUUGAAAUCUUAAAUUUAUUGUCUCCUAUUUUGUAAAA